GUGAGUGUGUGUGUGUGUGUGCCACUGACAUUGGAAGAUGGGGGACCUUCAGUCCUUGCGUGUCUUCAUCAACUGUUUGGAUCAACUGACUUUACCCCGCAUACUACAGAUCUGCUCUGGGGUCUAUUUUCAGGGAUCAGUAUAUGAGCUUUCAGGAAGUGAAGUGUGUUUAUCUACUGGAGACCUGGUGAAGAUCAUUAGUUUAGAGCUUCUGUCUGUAUCUUGUGAGGAGAUUGACACAGGAACAUCAAUUGAUUUGCCCAUUCAAUAUUCAGGUCAGUUCCGUCUCAUCGCGGAGGACCUGCCAUACAGCACAAUAGAGGAAAUUGUGGGAUUGUGUCCUGUAGGCGUGGAUGCCUUUGGCUCGUUCACCUUCUUUAGCAGCAGUGAGCUGACUGUGGACAAUUUCACACUACCUGCUGGAAAGCACUUGACCCUGCUAUCAGUGGAGUUUGAUGAUGAUGGGGAAAGACAAGCACGGUGUCAGUUGGUUGGGCAGAAUGUGGCCUCUGCAGAGAUACAACUUCCCUUAUCCCUCAAGGGGGACUUCUAUGAGUGUGAAGAAGACCGUGGUUACACUCUACAGGAAAUUACAUCAUCUGUCAGGCUGAGCAGCCGUCGCUUCCGCAGCACAAAUAUGAAGAACAGUGGUGGCCCAUUGAUUUUCAGCCCAGUUUAUGAAAUUAAAGCCAUUAUGCAAUUGAGGAAGGACAUAGUCAAAUUCCCCUCAAGCCUGGAAGUGGAUGUCCAGGACGUGACCGAACAGUUCCAGAAUUUAGUGUUCAUAACUCCUCUAUCAAUGGCUGAGGUUGCAAGUCAGCCAAAGGAGUUUUUCCCCACUAUGGCAGAGAUCCUGGAAGGGCCAGAGGGUAAUCCAUUUUUUAAUUGCAGCUGGUUCCAAGAACUGCAGAAAGGCAGGCAUCUAGUAUUACAUGGGUGGGGAGACACACCAAUGGUAUUAGCCUCAACUCCAAAGGGGAGAAAGGGAAAACAGUACUUCCUAAUCUCACAUGGAUAUGGUGGACAAAUGAGAAGGAGGGCCAGGGAAUUUCGAUCCGUCUAUGAGCUGUACUUGGCAUUCUCUCAGUCUCCGGGAUUGAAGGCAAGUGUGUUGCAGGACUGUGAAGAGGUAGAGGAAGAGGGAAUACCUGCCCUCAGUGUUGGUGAGCAUCUUGAGGUUCUUGGGAUGGAAUCGGUGGACAGGCUCGAGGACCAAUCUGGAGCUGCUCAGAAAGUAGAUAGACUAAUUUGCAAACGGACUAUUGAGGUGGAUGACAAGGAUGACCAAGAUGAUAGUGAAGAACUUGCUCUGCCACUGUUCAUGGCAGGCCACUUUGUGGAAAAGCUUUCAGAUAACAAGAAGUACAGGUUAACAGACUUGAUGAACAGCUCAUUGCCUCGUGAUGUCAAAGUGGUGAUUCAAGAUAAAGAACUAAAGAAAGAUCCCCUGAUGGGGUUGCCAGCGCUUAAGCUUGAAGAAACUUUCAAUGAGAUGACGGUGUUGACUAGCCUACCCAACAAACCAGAUUGUUGCUUUGAGUUGCCAGUACACUGGUUAAAAAUGUCUCUCUUUUUUACCUCCGAUCACCUGCCUUGGUCCAUUGGUGAGCCCCCCAAACUUCACGUAGAGACAGUCACUGAGGUAUCAGAGAACUUCUACCACGAAUAUCACAAACUUACAAGCAAAUUUGAGGAACCUCCUCCUCGUCCACCAAAGAGGAAGCCAUUUGCUUCAGAAGCACCUAAAAAGUCUCCCAAGUCUAGACCUUCUAUAUCAUUACCAAACCUAGUCAGCGCAAUGAGCGAACAACUUGAGGAUCUCUCGGUGGGCCAAACAAAGGCAAAACGUCCCCCUGCUCUGCUGCCUCUUGACAAUACUCUAGGGUAUCCCCCUCCACUGUUGCCUAGAAAAAACACAUCAAUAGCAGAGAGCACCAGUCAGCCUAAUAUGUACGUGAAAAGACCCUCAAUGGCACAAAAUUCAGCAAGGAGACUCUCUGAUCAGGAUCAUGACUACGAGUACAUUGAUGACAUUUUAAAAAACACCAUGAUAGCAUCAUGAACAAUUAGACCAAGGACAAUCUUCAAGCAAUGCAGAAGAAACCCCAGAUAUUAAAGGAGAUAUUGGAAACUCCAUUGUACCCAGCCUUAAAUGUCAACCCCAGAAGAUGACAUGUCCAGCAGUAUGACAAGCUAUGCUCCAUCUGAAACUAUUUUAAACAGCAUUUUUACUGAUUCUUUUAUAAUUAUUGUGCAAGCACUUUUUAUGACCUCAUAUUAAUUGAGACAUUGAAUAGCUGAUGAAAAAAAUGUAAAUGAAGACAUGUUAUGCAUCAUCUAGCCACAUUUUAUUCAUUUAUAUGCUCCGCUUGAAUCCUCAAAGUUGUCACAAUGCAAUGCUUAACAAAUGUAACAUUGUGUGAAUUAGAGAGCCACUUUUAAAGUGGAUUAUUUAACAUUUCGACCACUAAAGAAACAAAGUACGCUUUCAUUAAAAAAAAAAUAAAAAAUAAAAUGUAUUAAAAACUACUGAAGAGACAUUAUUGAAAAGAAAAAAAAAACUUAUAUCAACAUGGGCUGUCAAAUGCUUUUAUAUUCUCUCAAAACUAUUAAUAUAAAUGGGCCCGAACAGCUGAACAUUCUUCAGCAGAAAUGACAGGGCCUUAUGACAUGAGCAGAAUUCUUUUUUGUGUGUAAAUGCAUUUUAAGUUAAUUGUCCAAGUGAAUUACUAUGACAUGAGAGACAACUGACAUAAGAAUCGUUUUACUAAUGAUUUACAAACUAAUUUGCUCCGUUCAUGUUUCAUGAACAAGGCCUAAUGAUUUGACUAUGAACUUCAGGCUUGCAGGUUGUUGGCUCUAUGGCGAACACUGGUAAAACAGAUCUGAAAAGACUAGAUUAACUAGACUUCAUUGUCUGUUGAUCUGAAGUGAUCCUCAUCGAUGGUGGUGAAAAUGUGUCCUUCAUUGCUGAGAAAAUCCACAAUUUGCCUGUAUAAGAAUUUUUUUUAAAUAAACAAACAAAUAAACAUGA
Xyrauchen texanus (razorback sucker) is the source of this 3034-nucleotide messenger RNA. Its product is annotated as protein THEMIS2-like. Bases 38 to 2062 code for a protein of 674 amino acids. Gene Ontology annotation, biological process: T cell receptor signaling pathway. The transcript is spliced from 6 exons. NCBI's taxonomy places the organism in Eukaryota, Metazoa, Chordata, Actinopteri, Cypriniformes, Catostomidae. The record is from RefSeq and is a predicted model, not a curated record.